AUGGUGUUUUGGAUUAGUGACGAUGUGAUGAAAGACCAUUACUGCCCUUGGGACAGUUACCAUAUAGAAGUUCCUCAGCGAUUGGAUACAAUAGAUCAAAGAAUGGAGGAUUGUGAUUUCUCCGAGAGAGUUACAAAACUACCUAUUAGACUGUGUGAAGAAGAGGAAAUACAAUUGGUUCAUACAACUCGUUAUAUUGAUGAUAUCAAACAAACCUCCAAGUUUUCCGAAAAAGAAUUUGAGCCAUUCUCAGCAAAAUAUGAAGAUAUUUAUGUAAACCAAAACACUUACAAUAUCGCUCGAAUAGCUGCAGCAGCAGCCAUUGAUUUGACCGCAAAAGUUUACGCCACAGGUGAACCUGGUUUUGCUUCAAUACGACCUCCAGGUCAUCAUGCUUCUCCCGAUGCGGCAUGUGGUUUCUGUAUUUUCAACAAUGUAGCCAUUGCAGCUAAGAGCGUCAUCAAAGCAGGAGCUAAACGAGUGUUGAUAGUGGAUUGGGAUGUACACGCAGGGCAAGGAACUCAAGACUGUAUUGAGAAUGAAGAAAAUAUUAGAUUAGUUUCUAUUCAUCGGUUUGAAAAUGGAAAGUUUUGGCCCAACCUGGAACAGUCUGAUGUUCAAACUGAGUUCGAAAAGACCGUCAAUGUUCCACUUAAUACAACAGGCAUGACAGACAGUGAUUAUAUCGGUAUUCUAAGCCUUGUCGUUGUGCCGAUGAUUCAAGACUACAAGCCCGAAAUGAUAAUCGUGAGCUGUGGAUUCGACGCUGCUUUCGGUGAUCCGGAAGGAGAAAUGGCGGUUACUCCAGGAGGGUUCGGAACAAUGGCACAAAUUCUUCUAAACAUGGGCAUACCUACAGCAUUUAUAUUGGAGGGCGGAUACUUUUUGGAUGCUGUGGCUGCAAGCGCGGAGUUUGUGUUAAGAGCAAUGUUGAAAGAUGACGCUCCUCAUAUUGAUUUCAAACCUCUUAAUUCGGAGUUAGUACCGGUAAUACGGCGGAUCCACAAGCAUUUCUCAAAGCAGUACCCGUCUUUCUCCGCAUUAAGUAAGCUGCAAGAAAUAGUUAAACCAGAUUCGCACGAAGACAUCCAAGAGUUUAAAGGAGUUAGGAACAUGAUCAUACCUUUCCCCACUCGUGGAUUGUACAACGCCAGGGACGAGUCGUUUGAAACAAGUUUAUUGGUAGAGCUUGAUGACAUCGUUAAUGCUUACAAAAAAGCAAACUAUCAAACAAUAAUCCUUGAAAACAACGAUUCGAUCGAGUUAAGGGUAGAAGACGAUCAAAUAUUAUUACUUUUACCCUACCGUCUAUUCUCGUUGGCUUACUCUUCGGUUGUGCUACCGAUCAAUCCUACCACCCCUCCUUCAUCCAGCAAAAUCCCUGAGUUUGAUGGCCCUUCGAAAGAGGAUCUCAUACACUUCCAAAGUUUCCUGAAGGACCAAAAAUGUAAUGAAGUACUCAAAAACUUGCCAAUUUACAGUAUUUAUAAUAUAUGA
This is a messenger RNA of Auanema sp. JU1783, 1497 nucleotides long. The record is from the annotation of a GenBank genome assembly. Lineage: Eukaryota; Metazoa; Nematoda; Chromadorea; Rhabditida; Rhabditidae.